CGAAGGAGUGAGAAGAGAAGGAAAUACAGAAACCGUCUGGCCCAUCGCCAACCCAAACAGGAAUCAUGGGGGCGAUCGCGUGGAAUGAGCGAUAGGGAAGGAGAAGGGAACACAAUAACCGUGUGCACCGAUGUCUUCGUCAUCUGUUCCCUCUGUCCCCGCCACUUGAGACACGUGCCACGAUAUGAUGAUCAUCGGGUUGUUGAUGAAAAUGAUGAUGAUGCCGAUUGCGAUGCAGAUGAUGAUGAUGAUGAUGAUGCUGACUUGGACGGUGGCGAUGUUGAUGACUACGACGAUGUCGAUGAUGAUGAUAACGAUGAUGUUGAUGAUGUUGUUGAUGAUGACGAGGAUGAUGAUGAUCAUGAUGAUGAUGAUGGUGUUGAUGAUGAUGACAACGAUGAUGAUGAUGAUGAUGACGAUGACGUUGACGAUGAGGAUGAUGAUGAAGAUGAUGAUGCUGAUGACGACGACGACAAUGAUAAUGAUGAUGAUGAUGAUGAUGAUGAUGAUGAUGGCGGUGAGCAAGAGUCAUGGGGCCGCUCGCGAGGAACGAACAAGUGGGAAGCAAACGGGCAUACAGAAACCAUGUGCCCCAAUGUCAUCGACAUCCGUUCCCGCCGUCCCCGCAACUUGCAACACAUCGCGCGAUGUGGCUGCUCCCAUGCGCCGGCAAACAGGUGCGACGACUGACACGCGGGCAGGCAUAAAACCACUUUACCUUGACGAGGGCACAGCGAACACGAUGCCGCAACUCU
This is a messenger RNA of Chara braunii, 755 nucleotides long. Lineage: Eukaryota; Viridiplantae; Streptophyta; Charophyceae; Charales; Characeae. The record is from the annotation of a GenBank genome assembly.